Molecule: messenger RNA, 1601 nt
Organism: Amborella trichopoda
Lineage: Eukaryota; Viridiplantae; Streptophyta; Magnoliopsida; Amborellales; Amborellaceae
Product: polygalacturonase At1g48100
Biological process (GO): carbohydrate metabolic process
Molecular function (GO): polygalacturonase activity
Source: RefSeq, a predicted model, not a curated record
AUUUUUUCCAAUGGUUGGGAUAUGUUUUAAAAUUUUAGUUUCUUUCGUGCUCUUUUUCUUAAUUUUUUUAAAUGAUGAUAUAAGUCGCGUGGCGGGGAGCGACGGCAAGAGACUGAAGAAGAAGCACAAAAGCAGCGGCAAGGGUUCGCUUCCUCUACCUAGCGAUGGGGGCUGCAAGGGCUCCUAUCCGCCACCUGCGUAUCGCGAUCGAAGCGAAAACGCAUUCGAUGUGUUGAAUUUCGGGGCAGUGGGUGAUGGCGUGACCGAUGAUACUAAGGCAUUUGAGGCCGCUUGGGCAGCUGCAUGCAAGGUGGAGGCCUCAACCUUGGUAGUACCCGCCGAAUUUCACUUCCUCGUGGGCCCCAUCUCUUUCGCAGGCCCUUACUGCCAACCCAACAUAGUCUUCCAGUUAGAAGGAACUAUUGUGGCUCCCACAAAGCGUGAGGUCUGGGGCCGUUAUGGGAUGUUACAGUGGAUACAAUUCAGCAAGCUGCGGGGGAUAACCGUUAGCGGUCAAGGGGUCAUAGAUGGAAGGGGUGCCGCUUGGUGGGGUGGCUCCUCUUAUCAACAGAUCACGGGACAGUUUUCAAAAGUAGCAAUGCCAAGUAUAAAACCUACGGCAUUAAGAUUUUACGGGAGUUUUAACGUAAUGGUAACGGGCAUAACGAUCCAGAAUAGCCCGCAGUGUCACCUCAAGUUUGACGCUUGCACGGGCGUUAUAGUGUCGAAUAUCAAUGUCUUAUCGCCAGGAGAUUCCCUUAACACGGACGGCAUACAUCUGCAGAAUUCCAAAGACGUCCUCGUCCAGCAUUCCAACUUCGCAUGCGGGGAUGAUUGUGUAUCGAUACAGACGGGGUGCUCUAAUGUGUAUCUCCAUGACAUAAAUUGUGGGCCGGGUCAUGGCAUAAGCAUAGGCGGCCUUGGUAGAGAUAACACGAAAGCAUGCGUCUCCAAUGUCACCGUUCGAAAUGUUGUCAUACGCAACACUAUGCAUGGGGUUCGAAUCAAGACAUGGCAGGGUGGCUCGGGUUCGGUUCAAGGUGUGUUAUUCUCUAACGUCCAAGUUUUCGAAGUCCAAUUUCCGAUUGUCAUCGACCAAUUCUACUGUGAUAGAAGAACUUGCAAGAACCAAACUGCAGCUGUAGCUUUAGAAGGCAUAACAUAUGAGAACAUAAGGGGAACUUACACAAUCAAACCCAUGCAUUUUGCAUGUAGUGAUAGUGUUCCAUGCAUGGGUGUUGUACUCAACAACAUACAACUUCAUCCAAUACAAGAAGCUUUUCAUAUGUAUGACGCUGAUUGUUGGCAUGCAUAUGGCGUUUCUUUGGCCACAUGCAUUCCCCCCAUCUCAUGCUUGCAAGCAGAAAAGCCAUCAAAGGGCCAUAUUCAAUCUAAUAUUGAAUCUUGUUGAAUGUAGCUUUUAGGAAUUUUUAAUUUUAAUUUUUUAUUUUUAGAUAAUAGUGGAUGUGUCUGUGUGGUUGCGACUCUCAUUCCAACCCCUAUGCACCAUGUUCAUAGAUUACAUAUGCUAUGUCACAUUAGGGUUUGCUAGUGUUGGGGACUUGUACCUUUGGGGUUUGUUUUGUGCACCCUAUAAAGGA